CGGACAUCCGGGCACUUCGUCCCCUGCCCACUGACCCACGACGCCUGGGGGCGGGGCCGCGGCGGGGCUCCUCCCCGACGGCCCACAAUGCUGCGCGGCGCGCCUCUUCCGGUGAAGCCAGACCUGCCCAGUCGCACGCAGCCGCUCGGCGCUCGGCUGGCGGCGCCUGCGCCCGCGGUGGCUUCCGGCGAGCGGCGUGGCCGCGGGGCUGCAGCCAUGACGUCCCUGCUCGCCAAGGACGCCUAUCUCCAGGGCCUGGCCAAGAGGAUUUGCGCGCAGCCCGGCCCCGAGCCGCAGAAGCGCGAGUGGGCGGGCAAGGCCCGAGGCUCGGAAGCUGCGGGGCCGCCGAGGAAGAAGAGGAAGAAGGCGCCCAGGAGGCCGCGGGGGACGCAGCGCCGGGCGUCGGCGGCAGCCCCGGGGCGUGAGGCCGCCGGCUGCACGGGGGCCGCCGCAGGGGCCCCCGCCGCGGAGCCGGACUCCGUCUUUGCGCUGGACGUCCUGCGACAGCGGCUGCACGAGAAGAUCCGGGAGGCCCGGGGCCAGGGCGGGGCCGAGGAGCCGUCGGCCGCCACCUUGGAGAAGCGGCGGCGCAGGAAGCAGGAGCGGGAGCGGAAGAAGAGGAAGCGCAGGGAGCGGCGUGCGGGGGCGGGGGCCGGGGGGGCCGAGGCCGCGGCCGAGCCGGCCCCAGAGGCGGCCCCCGAGGAGCCCCCCGAGCCGCCCAGGCUGAUCUUCAAUAAGGUGGAGGUGAGCGAGGAGGAGCCGGCCAGCAGGGCCCAGCGGAGGAAGGCGAGGCGGCAGCAGGUGAAGGGGAAGCUGACGCCGCUCACGGGCAGGAACUACCGGCAGCUGCUGGAGCGCCUGCAGGCGCGGCGGGGCCGGCUGGAGGAGCUGCGCGCGCGGGACGAGGGCAGCGCCCGGCAGCUGGAGGCCAGGGUGCAGUGGACCAACCUGCUGUACAAGGCGGAGGGCGUGAGGAUCCGGGACGACGAGGACUUGCUGCGGGCGGCCCUGCAGCGCAAGGAGAAGCGCCGGGCCCAGCGCCAGCGCCGCUGGGAGAAGCGCUCGGCCCGCGUGGUGCAGCAGAUGCAGCGGCGGCAGGACACGCGGCGCCAGAACCUGCGCCGCAAGAGGGCGGCCAGGGCCGAGCGGCGCCUGCAGAGGGCCCGCAGGAAGGGCCGCGUGCUGCCGCAGGACCUGGCGCGGGCCGGCCUGGCCUGAGCGCGGGCGCUGCCGGGGGAGGGGCGC
Molecule: messenger RNA, 1245 nt
Organism: Lepus europaeus (European hare)
Lineage: Eukaryota; Metazoa; Chordata; Mammalia; Lagomorpha; Leporidae
Gene: SURF6
Product: surfeit 6
Exons: 5
Coding region: 88-1218 (376 amino acids)
Biological process (GO): ribosomal small subunit biogenesis; ribosomal large subunit biogenesis
Cellular component (GO): nucleolus
Molecular function (GO): RNA binding; DNA binding
Source: RefSeq, a predicted model, not a curated record